CCCUUCCUCCCUCCCGCCAUGUCGACUGCUCCCCUGCCGUCUGCCCUCAAGCGCGACGACGACGCUGCAGAGUCAGACGCGCGUCUGCUGGCGCUCGGGUACAAGCCCGAGUUCCGCCGCGAGAUGUCGCUCUUUGGCGUCCUGGGCAUAUCAUUCUGCGCGAUUGGAAUUUUGACGGGUAUGUCGAGCGCGUUCCAAACGGGGCUUUUCUCUGGUGGGCCACUAGGGCUGUUCUGGGGAUGGAACAUCGUGAGCAUCUUCAUGCUGCUCAUCGCGCUCUCGCUUGCCGAGAUCUGCAGCGCGUAUCCGACUAUGGGGGGCCUCUACUUCUGGGUGUGCCGCAUGAAACCUGACGUACCCUUUCUUGGCUUCGGAACGGGCUGGUUGUACACCAUCGCACUCGUGUUCACCGGGACGUCCGGUAACCUCAGCGUUGCGUUGUACCUCGCGUCGCUUGCGGAGGUUGGACAGGGCCGCAUCCUCACGCGGCUUGAGAUUGCCGCCAUCGCUUGGGGAGUCAACAUUGCGUCCGGGGUUAUCAACACUAUCGGUACAAAGGGAAUCGGCCGCAUGAGCAGUUUCAAUGUCUGGUGGACGCUCGGCGGGACAUUCGUGCUCGUAAUCACGCUUCUCGUUAAAGCGCCGGUGAAAAAUAGUGCGGAAUUCGUCUUUACGGACCUGGAAAAUUUCACCGGCUGGGAAAAUAAAGGCUUCGUCGUCCUUCUCGGCUUCCUCCAAGCCGUAUACACACUUGAGGGUUGCGAAACUGCCGCUCAGGUCGCCGAAGAAGCCGUUCGGGCUGAGUGGCUUGCGCCGCUCGCCGUCGUUGGAAGUAUAGUUGGCUCCUGGCUCAUUGGCCUCGCAUACAUGCUUGCGCUGCUUUUCGCAGUGCAAUCCAUCCCCGCAGUGCAGUCCACCGCGCUUGCGCUCCCUAUCGCGCAGCUCUACCACGACGCAGUCGGCAAACGGCUGACGUUGUUGUGCCUCGCGGUCAUCGGGAUCGCCCAGUUUAUGGCGGCGGUGACGGCGUUCACGGCCAGCUCGCGUUUGUUCUACGCGUUGGCAAGGGACAACGCGUUUCCGGCAAAAUCGCGCUUUAUGCGCCUGAACCGCUUCCAGGCGCCGUACUGGGGAGUGUGGCUCAGCGUGCUAGUCGGGUGCAUCAUCUCGUGCGCUUAUAUUGGAAGCGCAAUUGCGUUCAACGCCAUCUUGUCCUCCGCCGCGAUCGCUGUUAUGCUCGGGUACUUGCAGCCUAUCCUCAUCCGCGUCUUCUGGCCCUCUGCCCUCUCCACCCGCGGACCGUUCCACCUCGGCCGCUUCUCCUGGGGGAUCAACCUCCUCGCCGCGCUCUUCACCGUAUUCGUGUGCGUGUUGUUCGUGCUGCCGACUGCGCACCCGGUGAACAAGCUGAACAUGAACUACGCCGUCGUCGCAGUCGGCGGACUGAUGCUGCUUGUCGUGCUGAUGUGGUUCGGCUGGGGCCAUGGGCGGUUCACCGGCCCGGUUUUCACGGCUGGCAGCGAGGCGGUCGGGGACGAGAGGGCGGAGAAGGACGGGGAAGAAGCUAAGGCGAGUUUGGGUUGA
Molecule: messenger RNA, 1584 nt
Organism: Mycena indigotica
Lineage: Eukaryota; Fungi; Basidiomycota; Agaricomycetes; Agaricales; Mycenaceae
Product: Amino acid metabolite permease
Exons: 9
Coding region: 19-1584 (521 amino acids)
Biological process (GO): amino acid transport; transmembrane transport
Cellular component (GO): membrane
Molecular function (GO): transmembrane transporter activity
Source: RefSeq, a predicted model, not a curated record